AAACGUCGACGUUGAUGUACCAGUUGCCUAGUGACGAAAAAGCUACUGAUGAUUUCCUGUUUUGAAAAUCGUCCUGUUGGUACAUUAGCCUUCGCUAAGUAAGUUAGAUAUCUGGAUUUAUUAUGUCCAGAAAAUGGGAGAUAUUCGCAGGUUUUCUUCAAUUAAGUAGUUAGAUUAUACCCUUUGAAUUCGGGGUAAUAUUUACAAAGAUUGGACGAUUUGAAGUCAUGAAUAAUUACAUGUUUAUCAGAGUUGUUGGAAAGGGGAGUUAUGGAGAGGUGAAUCUGGUGAAACACAAAACAGACCGUAAACAGUAUGUCAUAAAGAAGUUGAACUUGACCACGUCCUCGAAACGUGAGCGGCGAGCCGCGGAACAGGAGGCUCAGCUUCUCUCGCGACUACGACACCCAAACAUCGUGACUUACAGGGAGUCGUGGGAAGGAGAAGACUGCCAACUCUACAUCGCCAUGGGCUUCUGCGAGGGAGGCGACCUCUACCAUAGACUCAAGCAACAGAAGGGGGAACUCCUACCUGAAAGGCAGGUGGUGGAGUGGUUCGUCCAGAUAGCUAUGGCCCUCCAGUAUCUACAUGAGGAGCAUAUCUUGCACCGGGACCUAAAGACCCAGAAUAUCUUCCUCACCAAGACUAACAUCAUUAAAGUAGGAGACCUUGGCAUCGCCCGGGUUCUGGAGAAUCAGAACGACAUGGCCAGCACUCUAAUAGGAACACCGUACUACAUGAGCCCGGAGCUGUUUUCCAACAAACCCUACAACCACAAGUCUGACGUGUGGGCGCUGGGCUGCUGUGUGUACGAGAUGUCCACCCUGAAACAUGCCUUCAAUGCCAAGGACAUGAACUCACUCGUUUACCGCAUUGUAGAGGGAAAGCUGCCUCAGAUGCCGAGUAAGUAUGACCCUCAGCUGGGCGCUCUGAUAAAGAGCAUGCUGUGUAAGAGACCAGAGGACAGACCUGAUGUCAAACUCAUCCUACGUCAGCCCUACAUCAAACGACAAAUCGCCAUGUUUUUAGAGGCCACCAAAGAGAAAACUGCCAAGUCCAGAAAGAAAGCGGUUGGUGGCAGUCGCAGACCCAAUAGUGCAGCAUCUGUGGUUUCGUCUCAGCCAGGGCCUGAGCGCCCCCCUCAAUGUCCCCAGCCAGACCCAAACACCAGAGGGAAAAGGAAGGAAGAGAUCAACACACAGGAGCACAAAGGACGCAAUGGAAUCACACAGGACACCCCACCCCAGACACAUCUAACAACCAAAUCCCCUACACAAGACAUUCUCAACACCACUGGUGUGUCUUUGGCAACCAUCAGUAAAAUUGACAUUGAUCUCCAGACACAGGAAGAGACAAACACCCAGAGAGGGGAUCCUCCCCAGACCGUGUCCAACGCCAGGGCAGAUAAUGACACUCUUUGUCAGAGCUCUGUGGAGGAGCAGAUGGGAGGGAAUCUGGAUCCCCCUCCCUCCCUGCCUCAUCCGCGCAGGCUGCUAUCAAGUGUCAGUACCAGGGAAGAGGAGAGCAAGACCACCAAUGGACCUGUAAUGCAGGGUGCCCCAAAGACCAGAGACAGAGUCAGAACCUCUGUAGAGAGAACUGUGAACACGGACGAUAAAGAUGACACAAUGGAGCUACUCAAGGAUGUGGUCAUUGAGAGCCCAGCUACUGGACAUAGUAUAUGUCUGGGUGUUUCUACCAGUUUUUCUGAGUUAAGGUCUGCAGGACAACUCAAAGUGGAAUCCACUGGACAGACGUUUGAAGUAAAUAUAGAGAACAAGGACGACACCAGGAAUCUUCUCAAGGAGGUUCCUGCACACAAACAUACUGCCGUUGUCAAAGAGAGCUUGGUAUCCACAGAAAAGCUCUUAGAGCCCCUUCCUCCUGUGGCACCCUGUCAUUUGGAGCCCCUCCCCCUCCCACAGCAGGACACGCCCCCUCUGUGUACCCCCUCCUCCUCUGAACCCUCUGUCUCCUGCCAACGUAGACAAAGGGACAGGGGGCGGAUACAGAGUGAUCAGGACAAGUGGAAUAAAGUAGCAGCUCCUAGACCUCUACCGCCUCCUCCUAUUAAUGCACUGGUAGUGGAGGUGAAGAAGAGAAGCAGGACAAACACAGAUAAGAAGAGGGCCACCACAACGACUUUCGUCACAACCAUUAGCUCCUCCAAGGACGGCAACACUCCACUGCCACAGCAGGAGCGUCCUCUGACUGCCAGGGAGAGGAGAAGACUGAGGCAGUCCCAGCAGAACCCCAGCCAACCAAUUGUCAAUGCAGAAAGAAGGGCGUCUUAUGAUGUUUCCUCUUUACAUAAUAAGCAGCCAGAGUCCCAGAACUCCACUGUCACUCGCUCUGUAUCUGAAAUGGGAAAGGAAACCAACCAGCAGGACAGGUUUUUGGGGCGCCCAUCAGACGAAGACGAAUGCAGCUCCUCCACCAGCUCAACAGAUCACUCCGAGGGGGACUGCAAAGAGGGAAAGAGUGAAUCCAGUGAUAUGCAGGACCUGGUUCAGAUGAUGACCCAGACAUUGCGAAUGGAUGGCAGAGAUACUGUUAGUGAGCUGGAUGGUGUUAGAUCUACUCCACUAGCUGAGUUUAAGCUGAACAUGAAGUAUAGGGACACCCUGAUGCUGCAUGGGAAAGCUAGAGAGGAGCAGGAGUUCCACUUCAGUGAAUUAUCCACCGGCACCACAUCUGGACCGGCAAAGAUCCGCAGAGCAAUUGAGCACCUGAAAACAGAUGUGGUGAAGGGACUUGGCGUGAAGCUGUUGGACAGAGUCCUGGACAUAAUGGAGGACGAUGAUGAGGACAAACGAGAGCUGUGUCUUCGGAAGCAGAUGGGAGAUGACAAGUACCAGUCAUAUGCUUUGAUGGUGCGGCAGCUAAAAUUCUUUGAAGACGUUUCUUUCAAGGGUUAGGAUCAGCUAAUGAAAAAUGCAUUUACACACAAGCAAUGUAAUCAUUUUUGUAUAGACAAUCAUAUCUCCAUUUCUAUGUACAUGUAGACUAUUUUUAUACCUCACUUUAAAAGCAAAUCUAGAAAAUACAUGGCAUCCAUGGUAGUCAUUUUUAGCUGGACAUGGUUGUAAUAUUUUCUUUCUUCGCACACAGCUGUAUCUUCUAAUUUUCUAUACAGGUUACAAUAUGCAAUGAAUUUGAGUCUUCUGUUACUGUGUCCACCUGUCAGAUAGGUAGAUUAUUGUAGCAAAAUACUAAUAAAAUGAGUUAAUAUUUAGAAUGCAAACUAGUGAAACGAGAUGUACCUAUAAAUACUACAUAGGAAAUCCUUAAUUUGCUGAUUGUAUAAUAUAAGUUGCAGGAUGUAGAAGUAGUGUAGAUAUUUCCAACCCCUCUGACUUUGUGAAACUUGUUUGUUUCGAUUUAUCCACAUGAUUAAACAGUUGGGACAACAUCAACAUGUGUGAAAUCGACAAAGUAGCCACAGUAGCAGAAAUGAGUUUGACAUGAGACAUUCCACCACUGAUUGAACAGUCACUGUUAAUAAAGUCUUCCUUUAACCUUCCUUCCCUUGGUCCUUCAAACAAGUAUUUAUUGUACAGACAAACAAUGAUGGUUGCUUUCAGUUACAAAACGUGUCUUGGGCAAACUGGUACAAACAUUCAUGAGCUACUUGUGCUUCUUCUUCUUCAGAUUCUCCUGAGGCUUUUGCUGGGUUUCUCCCGUAGUCUCUGGUAGGGCUGGCUGCCAGGAGAGGGGGUUCUGUCUGUACAUGGGCCAGGGGGGCAGGGUCAGC
Oncorhynchus nerka (sockeye salmon) is the source of this 3754-nucleotide messenger RNA. Its product is annotated as serine/threonine-protein kinase Nek4-like. The record is from RefSeq and is a predicted model, not a curated record. NCBI's taxonomy places the organism in Eukaryota, Metazoa, Chordata, Actinopteri, Salmoniformes, Salmonidae. Gene Ontology annotation, molecular function: protein kinase activity; ATP binding. Gene Ontology annotation, biological process: protein phosphorylation.